AUGCAUAUGCGUCACUUGCUGCUCUUACCCAUCCUCGGGCUCGAGGGGCACACAGCUGCUCGCAACAUCAUCAAAUUGCAGCCUGGUCACCACACCUCUCAGUCGGUGUAUGUGCCCGACGGCAAUGUCACUCCACACCUGUUGAUAAGUCGCGGUGACGGCGUGCGAUGUGGUCCUGAGCUGGGAACUUGUUCGGAUGGCAAAUGCUGUUCGACUGCUGGUUAUUGUGGCGUUACUGAGGCUCACUGUCGCUCUCCAGACUGCCAGCUUGACUUCGGUCAUUGCGACGCUCAUAAAAGCCCAGCGGGUCCUCCCGUCGAAGAUAUACCUCGGACACACGUCGGUAGCGUACCAUAUGGCCCGCACGUCAUUCGCGCGUGUGCGAAAGCAGGCACUAUUGCCCUGACUUAUGAUGACGGUCCGAACCGAUACACUGCUGACCUUCUCGACCUAUUGGACCGGUAUAACGCGAAGGCGACGUUCUUUAUCUCUGGAAUCAAUAAUUCCAAGGGCCCAAUAGAUCAUCCCGAUCUACCAUGGGCCUCUUUGAUUCAACGCAUGCAACAGAGUGGACACCAGAUUGCGAGUCACACCUGGUCGCACCAAGAUCUCAGCAAAGUUACGCCAGAUCAACGACGAGGGCAAAUGUUGAAGAAUGAAGCUGCGUUCCGCAACAUAUUGGGCAGAAUUCCAACCUAUAUGCGUCCUCCCUACUCGAGCUGCCUACCUGAAUCGGGCUGCUUGGACGACAUGGACAGGAUGGGAUACCAUAUCAUUCUUUAUGACAUCGACACGAAGGACUAUAGUCAUGAUAGUCCUAGCGCCAUUCAAGUCUCCAAGGAUGCAUUCGAUAAUGCCUUGGCGCCAUGGAAAGCUUCAGAGAAAUCCUGGCUCGUCAUUGCUCACGACGUGCAUGAACAAACAGUCUACAACCUCACAGAGCACAUGCUAAGGAGAAUAGCAGAAUAUGGCUACAAAGCGGUGACAGUUGGGGAAUGCUUGGAGGAUCCUGAAGAAUUCUGGUAUCGCGAAGCCGGAGAGCCUCUUACUGGUACCCCUGUCAGAAAGUCUCCAUCACCGCCGUCGGCUGCUGACGUUCCUUCGAAGCCCAUCUCCCCUGAUGUAGUGCCGACUACUGUGGUACCUCCAAUCUUCACUGCGGAUUUGGUUGCCAAUCGAACGCUGGAAAUUGCUUCUCCUUGGACGAGCCAUCGCACAAUGACACCGAUGGAGGUAUAG
Molecule: messenger RNA, 1239 nt
Organism: Aspergillus thermomutatus
Lineage: Eukaryota; Fungi; Ascomycota; Eurotiomycetes; Eurotiales; Aspergillaceae
Product: chitin deacetylase CDA6
Exons: 3
Coding region: 1-1239 (412 amino acids)
Biological process (GO): carbohydrate metabolic process
Molecular function (GO): hydrolase activity, acting on carbon-nitrogen (but not peptide) bonds; chitin binding
Source: RefSeq, a predicted model, not a curated record